AUGUCAGACGAUUACAAAGCAGUGCGAGGAGGUGUUUUAAAGCUCAAAGGGAACAAGAAAAGCCUAAAAAGAGCCGGUAUUGAUGAGAAGAUGUCGACUUCUAUCCUCCACUAUAAUUUCGUUUCCAGAUUCAAAGCUGACAGGCCUAAGAAGAACAAGUCAAAAAACAGUGAUGGAAAUAAGCCUGAUCCGGACGCGGACUCCCAUGGCGGUUGGUGGAAAAUUGUGGACGAAGUUGAUUUGAAAGGAGGUGAACACGUAUCGUUCGAAUGUGGUAGUGGGAACAGAUGCUAUCUUUCUGCAAUGGAUAAUGGACGAUUCACCAUUGGCUUACCACAUCCUGAAGGUGAAGAGCCAAAUCCGGAAGAGAUUUUCGCCGUCGUAAAAACACCAGAUGAUCCCAAGUCAAGUUUCAAAACCGGUUAUGGAAAAUACAUUGGUGUUGAUGCUAAUGGUGCUCUUGUUGCUACAGCAGAAGCCAUUGGAACACGAGAACGAUUUCAAGUUGUUUUCGAAGAGGGAAAAAGUGCCAUUCAAGCAGUUGCUAACCCUCUGUUCCUGUCGAUGGCCGUCAACAAAGACGGGCUCAUUUAUGUAGCCAGUAAAAAAGCUGGUGAAGAAGAGAUGGUUAUUAUCCGCACAAAUGCUAAGAAAACCGGUCCUGUAGAUUGGCGAGCCGACGAGGACAAAAAGUCCGCCAAAGACUGCUCUACGGCCUAUGUGAAAAUGUACCAACACUCAAAAGUCGAUACGAAGAAUCGUGCUAUUACAUCAGAUGUUUUCGAUAUGAAGUCAGUUAAACGUGCACAAAAAGAUGGAGACCUACAUGAAACUUUGUUAUCCAAGCGGAUCAAGAUGAAAUCGGACCGAUAUUGUUGA
This is a messenger RNA of Cooperia oncophora, 879 nucleotides long. NCBI's taxonomy places the organism in Eukaryota, Metazoa, Nematoda, Chromadorea, Rhabditida, Trichostrongylidae. The record is from the annotation of a GenBank genome assembly.